Messenger RNA from Penicillium longicatenatum, 1125 nucleotides. RefSeq names its product AIM24 family protein. NCBI's taxonomy places the organism in Eukaryota, Fungi, Ascomycota, Eurotiomycetes, Eurotiales, Aspergillaceae. The coding region runs from base 1 to 1125 and encodes 374 amino acids. The transcript is spliced from 4 exons. The record is from RefSeq and is a predicted model, not a curated record.
AUGCUAACAUUGCGGCAGCGCCGGCUCAUCAAACAACAUUUUCUUUACCUCCUCAACAAGUCUUCCCUCCCCCUCCUCAAGCAUUCCCUCCGCCUCCCCAGGCCUCUCCCCCCACCCUCGCAACCAUCACCUGCUUCACAGGUCUCCGCAAACGCACCCCCGCAGAACUUCAGUUACCCUCCUCCACCCAGGUCCCAACCAACAAACAAUGUAUUCCCGGGACCACCCCCAUCCGUUAGCCCUCCAGUCCAGAGUCCACCACCAGAGAAUCAGUAUCCCCAAGAUAAGCCGCCAUUCUACCACCAACCGAGUGCGGCUGCUUUUCAGCAACCCGUGGCCAGUAUCAGUAGAUCUGAAUCUCAGUCCUCCUCACUGAAUCGAAUGGACAAGAUACCUGGAGGGGCGCCUUCGUACGGAGACUUCAAAGGAACAACCGCAACACACGACGACAAUGUCGGUACAUUCAACGGAGGGAGUUACAGAAUCAGUCACCGGGAUUCAAACUCUCUCUUGACAAUCCAACUAGCCAUGGGCGCGCCAUUGGUAGCAAAGCCAGGCGCUAUGCUGGCAAUGUCUCCUACAAUGACCCUCCGAGGUGAAGUCCAUUUCACAAUGAAAAAACUGCUAGCCGGAGGCAAAAUGGGCAUGUCAACCUUCACAGGACCUGGGGAACUCCUCUUAGCCCCCUCCGUCCUGGGCGACCUAAUGGUCCUCCCCAUCCGCCCAGAAAAUGAAUGGAUGAUCGGUAGAGACGCCUUCCUAGCGCAUUCAUCAGCCGUCAAUCACGAAUAUGUAACCCAGGGCCUGACAAAAGCAAUGUUCUCCGGGGAGGGAUUGUUUGUAUACAAAAUCACCGGAACAGGACUACUUUGGAUCCAGAGUUUCGGCGCGAUUGUCAAGAAAGAACUGGUGGAGGGAGAGAAAUACUUCGUUGACAAUGGGUAUCUCGUUGCGUGGAAUUGCGAUUAUACACUUGAGCGUGUUGCCUCUGGUGGAAUUUUGUCUGCUUAUUCUUCCCAUGAGGGUCUUGCUUGUAAGUUCAAGGGGCCUGGAACUGUUUAUUUCCAAACUAGGAACUUGAAUACCUUUGCUAUGCAGAUGAAGAUGAGCACGGCGAGUGGGUGA